Messenger RNA from Nematolebias whitei (Rio pearlfish), 3261 nucleotides. Its product is annotated as seizure 6-like protein. The coding region runs from base 69 to 2873 and encodes 934 amino acids. Gene Ontology annotation, biological process: synapse maturation. The record is from RefSeq and is a predicted model, not a curated record. The transcript has 17 exons. Gene Ontology annotation, cellular component: neuronal cell body; endoplasmic reticulum. NCBI's taxonomy places the organism in Eukaryota, Metazoa, Chordata, Actinopteri, Cyprinodontiformes, Rivulidae.
GCUUGUGUUGUUCUUCCUGCCUCACUCCUCCUCCUCCUCCUCCUCCUUUACUCCGGCUGUUCGUCGCCAUGCAGCGGUGCGUCCGUCAGCUCCGGCUCUGCAACAUCCUGCUGGCGGUGCUGUGGACUGUGCUGCUGUGGAGCAGCCUCUCAGCAGCAGAGAAAGAAGUCUCCCCCUCAGCACAGUCUUUGGUGGUGCCACAAAGUAACACGAGGGAUGGCAGUACGAAGGGCAGCAGUGCCAGUGUCUCAGCAGGAGGUUUGCUACACUCUGUGCUGGCUCAAAAAGGACGACUUGUAUCCAGAAAAGUAGAGACUCUCCCCUUGGCUCUGCCCCAGAAUCUGCUCCCUCUUCUGGGCCGAGGACUCAGUGUCAGCUCCCUUUAUGAAAGUCAUGCUUUGGAGCAUCAGAGCAAAAAAAUUCUGACAAGGGUAAAGUUCCUAGAAUUGGCUAAAGGGUCAAGCCAAGGCAGCCAACCAAGUCAACCUCCAUCCACAGACUCACCGUCUGAGCUGCCACACACACGGGCUCACACGCCGGAGCCAGAAGCUGAGAUCACAACUGCGAGCACCGUGCUGGACGUGGACACAGACACUGAAAUACCCUCACCAGCUGCAUCUAGCUGCAUGGUGAAUUUCACAGAUGCAGAGGGAUACAUAGACUCCUCUGACAACCCACCUCUGCCCGAUGCUGUCUUUUUGCACUGCACCUACACAGUCACCGUGUACACCGGCUACGGAGUGGAGCUACAGGUGAAGAGUGUGAACCUGUCAGAUGGUGAGCAACUGUCCAUCAGAGGUGUAGAUGAGCAAGGUGCAUUGCUGGUACUGGCCAAUCACACGCUGCUGGUGGAAGGUCAGGUGAUCCGCAGUCCCACCAACAUUCUGUCUGUCUACUACGGCUCAGUGCUGGAGGGAAGCAUAGGCACCUUCCAGCUGCAUUAUCAGACUUUCAGGCUAAGUUGCUCGCUGCCAAAGAGACCUCACUUUGGGGAGGUGUCAGUGCUGGACCUGCUCCCUGGAGGUGUUGCCCACUUUCACUGCCACAUGGGUUACCAUCUGCAAGGGGAGCCGGAGCUCACCUGUCUCAACGCCUCCCUGCCGAUUUGGAGCGGCAAGGAGCCCACCUGCAGGGCUCUUUGUGGAGGCACAGUGAAGAAUGCAACAGUAGGGAGGGUGCUGUCCCCGUCCCCCCACCAUGGCCCUAACGCCAGCCUGGACCGAUCCUGCUCCUGGUCCCUUGAAGCACCCAAAGACCAAAGACUGCACCUGCACCUGGAGAGACUGUCCUUGGGGCCAACAGACAGGCUGGUGCUGUGGAGCGGUCUGGACGCUGGCUCCGUGGUGUUGUUCGACUCGGGUCGGGGUGGACAGAUCCCGUUCGAGGGAGUGAUCAGUGAGGGUCCAGCUGUAAGGAUCCAGUUCAUCACUGAGCAGCCAAACCACAACACGGGCUUCAACAUUCGCUAUGAAGCUUUUGAGCGCGGCCACUGCUAUGAGCCAUAUCUUCAGAAUGGAAACUAUACUACGUCAGACCCGUUGUACGGUGUUGGAGCUGUGGUUCAGUUCACUUGUGACCCAGGCCACUCUUUAGAGCAAGGCCCCCCGGUGAUUGAAUGCAUAAGUGCCAGAGAUCCGUACUGGAACGACACCGAGCCACUCUGCAAAGCUCAAUGUGGGGGUGACCUGACCGGUCCAGGAGGAGUGAUUCUAUCUCCAAACUGGCCUGAGUGGUAUGGAGAAGGAGAGGACUGCAACUGGAGAAUACAUGUUGGCGAGGAGAAACGAGUUCUACUUGAUGUACAACUACUAAACAUCAGUGACAGCGACAUGUUGACCAUCACUGAUGGUGAUGAAAUCACGACCCUUAUUCUGGGACGCUACGUUGGAGGCAGCAGCCCCUUCAAGUUGUCCUCCACUACACCAGACCUGACUAUCGCCUUCCACUCUGACCCUGCUGGGCUCGUCUUUGGGAAGGGUGAAGGCUUCAUCAUCAACUACAUGGAGGUGUCCCGUAAUGACUCCUGUCCAGACUUACCUGAAAUCCAGAACGGCUGGAAGACAACGUCUCAUGUUGCACUUGUACGAGGAGCUCGGAUCACCUACCAGUGUGAUCCUGGUUAUGACCUGGUGGGACGAGAGACCCUCACCUGUCAGCUGGAACUCUCCUGGAGCUCCCAGCCCCCCUUCUGUGAAAAGAUUAUGUACUGUUCAGAUCCAGGCCAUGUGGAGCACUCCACCCGGUCACUGUCUGACCCUAAACUCCUGGUUGGUACAACCAUUCAGUACAGUUGUAACCCUGGCUUCAUUAUGCAGGGUGGUGCCACCAUUACCUGUUACGGCCGUGAGCCGGGGACGCCUGUGUGGACAUCUCGACUCCCACACUGUGCAUCUGAGGAUUCUGUUUCCUGUGAGAACCCUGGUCUCCCUGAUAAUGGCUACCAGAUCCUGUCCAAGAGGCUGUACCUGCCCGGCGAGUCGCUCACGUUUGUUUGUUACCAGGGCUAUGAGCUCAUUGGAGAGGUUGCCAUUAAAUGCAUCCUUGGAAACCCGUCGUUCUGGAGCGGCCCGCUCCCGCUCUGCAGAGCCACCCAUGACUGCUUUGGCAACCAUGCUUUGGAAGUUGCAGAGGCGACUGCAGGCUCCCCUCUGGAUGGAGGGAACAUAACGUUAGCCAUCGUCAUCAUCAUUCUGCUGGUGUCUGUGCUGCUGGGUGGUGUGUAUGUCUACGUCACCAGGUGCCGAUAUCACUCCAACCUAAGGCUGCCUCUCAUGUACCCACACCCUUACCGACAGAUCACUGUGGAGACAGAGUUUGAUAACCCACUGUAUGAGACAGGCGGAGACACUCGUGAAUAUGAAGUAUCAAUAUGAGAAGACAAAAGACAUUUCUGAACCAUCCGUCCUAACUCUUCAUCUUUCCUGCCCGCCCCACUCUGCCCAGGAGGAGGCAAUGUAAAUACAAAUAAUGAUGUCCAGCCCCUCCUGCUGUAAAAUGCAGUGAUUGAUCCUUUUCUCCUUUAAUGUCAUAGCUUUUAUAGAUGUAGUGGGAAACAGAAGAGAGCUGGUCGUGCAAACAGGAGAGAAACCAGUGAGGAAAAGGAGAUGCCCAGUGUGGAUUUGAACCAUAGAGGUUAGGGGAAAAUGAAGAGAAAGAUAUCAGGGACAGGACAUCGUAGGAGAAAAAUAAAAAAAAAAGGUUUAAAAUUUUACCUUUUCUUCCAUUACUUGUAAUUAAUUUAGCAGAAUCCUGAAAAUAAAA